Molecule: messenger RNA, 3515 nt
Organism: Oryzias latipes (Japanese medaka)
Lineage: Eukaryota; Metazoa; Chordata; Actinopteri; Beloniformes; Adrianichthyidae
Product: C1q-related factor
Molecular function (GO): protein binding
Source: RefSeq, a predicted model, not a curated record
AUGCCUUCUUACUCCCUCCCUCACACAACAUCUUUACUUAGUCUCCUCAUUCUCAGUUUCCCUCCUUCUGAUCACUUUAGUCUGUUCUCCCUCACUCCUCCUUGGCUCUGUCACUCACAUCAGUUCUCCCUGGACAUCAUCUCUUCCAUCAGAGAUCGUUGGAUCUGCGUUUUGCCAAGUGGACGCACUCCCCCGCAGUCACCAUUUCCACCCCGGAGAGUUCCACGCUGGCAGCGCAGCCUCUUCCCAGGCUGAGCAUCGGGCGGAAGACCCUGGUGGCAGCUGCUGUUGGGGUCAUGCUGGUCCUGGUUCUGGUGGUCAUCAUCCCUGUGCUAGUCAGCUCAGUUGGCACAGGCAGCACGGAAGACAGUGCCAGCCACUACGAAAUGCUGGGCACCUGCCGUAUGGUGUGCGACCCUUUCCCGAGCACCGGCACUGCAGGCUCAGGCGUGCACACCGGCACGGACACAGCAACCACCGGCUUUCUAGUGGACAAUGGGGAAGACCUGAGUGAUCACAGCAUCGGCCCACCAUUACCUACAUACAGCGCUCACGGUGCACAAGGCAAAGUGGGACGUCCCGGAAAGCCUGGACCCCCGGGACCCCCUGGAGAACCAGGUCCACCUGGGCCAAGGGGACCACCAGGCGACAAUACGGACAUUGUUCGAACAGGAGUUCUUGGAGCAGUCAGCACAACCACCUACAACACCACUCCGCGGGUGGCAUUCUAUGCAGGACUACGAAACCCUCAAGAAGGUUAUGAUAUACUGCAUUUUGACGAUGUGGUGACGAACAUAGGUGGUAACUAUGAGGGUACAACAGGCAAGUUUACCUGUAAGAUUCCCGGCACCUACUUUUUUAUCUAUAAUGUGCUGAUGAGAGGAGGAGAUGGCACCAGUAUGUGGGCGGACCUGAACAAAAACGGUCAGGUUAGGGCCAGCGCCAUUGCCCAAGACCAGGACCAGAGCUAUGACUACGCCAGCAACAGUGUCAUUCUGCAUUUAGAUGCAGGCGAUGAAGUUUUCAUAAAGCUGGACGGGGGAAAAGCUCACGGUGGCAACAGCAACAAAUACAGCACCUUCUCUGGGUUCCUCCUGUAUGCUGACUGAAUCCCCGAGAGGAAACAGCGGCUCGCAGGUGACAGAUCUCCACCGAUAGAUUCUGAUUUUCACUUCUUGAACUAAGGCUCAUGUUGCCCACAGCCCCAGAUCCACAGUUAGAUUGGCUCAUUGGAGAUGCUUAUUGCUGUGGAUCUGCAGGUUUCGGUUACUUCCGCCUCCUCGUCCAUUCAUUACACUGUAAACUGUGUGCCUAACAGACACGCCUUGGAUUGACAUGAACACUCAGUUCAGUCACGCUGGGGUGCAGUGAUAAAUCUGACGGUGGACUCAGCCUCAUCCCACUUGUGAAAUGUGAUCUUCAGGUUUCUGUUGACUUGUUUCAUGUAUGUAAGAUGUUGCACAAAAAUGAAAGAGGAAUUUAUCCAGAGAACUUGAUGUAUGUUGGAUGAGAUUGUGAUGUCUGAGUGGCAAACAAGUGUGAUGAAAGUGUGUCUUUUCAGCUCAUCAUAUCUGGAAAAUUGUGUGAGUAUAGAAUUGUAUAUUUGAUAUUCAAUCUUUGUGCAUAAUACAGUCGAAGUAACGUCAACUUACUGUAUUUUCUCUGUAACCACCAACGCUGUUGAUAGGUAUGGUCUUAUCAUGUAACGUGCUCAUUGAAAAAUUUGCUUAUGCAUGCAUGCCACACUUGUUCACGUGUUCCAUGUCUUCACAAAUGAUAAAUGUUGAUUCAGAAAUUUGGGUUAAAAAGAUCAUUGUGGACUUUGGGGAGAGUUACUGUUGUUCAUUUAACUUAUUAUUUUUAAUUAAAAAAUAGCUCCCAAAGCUGAACAUCAUUGGUUUCCUUCAUCGGCUGUUCUGAUCUUUCAUUAUCCUGUGAAACCAGCUUUUAGCCCUCCAAAUGUUACAACUAAAAGAAGCCCGCCAACGCCGCGAGAGGCAAUCAAUGUUGGGGAUAUCACAGCUGUGUUAAAUGCCAAAUGAAGCAGGGGAAGAUUGGGAGGCACAAUCAAAGGAGGGACGUGUUUUUUUCCCCUUAACAGCCAUGGAUACGGUGGGGGGACGGGUGUUAGACCAUAUCAUGACAAAGCUUAGAUCCACCCUGCAAAGUAAACCAGGGCAAAUUAUGCUCUGCUGUGACUGCGACACGAGUGUUAGCGACAAGAAAAACAGCUCGCGGGCACAAACUGUUAAAACUGUCCGGUUUUCUUAAAAGCUGCUUUGACAUUAUGAUAUUCUUUCGACGCGAUUCACCUCUGACACUGGUUCCCAAACUGUCUCUCACAUGUAGUUGGAAGCGCAAAGUCAAAAGUUCAAAAAUUUGGAGGAUAUCAAAAUGUGAGAUUCUUUACAUCAGUCCGCUGAGAUAAACAAUACAAGUGACAGGAUUAGACUAAAUGGACACAAUGAGCUGUGUUACAAUAUCCCGAUGUCACUUUAACUUCUUCUUGCAGUCGAAGCCACAAAACAUUCUGCUCUGAACUUACGCUUGAAUUGAAAUUCCUCCAGACACAAUUAAGAGUGAGGUUCUGCACAUAGGCAGAGGUCAUCCGAGCCAUGGGGCCAUCGAGUACUGGAGCAGGCGCUUUUCUCCUUGCAGCAUGCAUGAGCAGAUCGUCACAUUAGAGACUUCAUGUCACAAUGUCAAAGACAAACGCCGGCGGUGUGGUCGCAAAGAAACGACUCUCUCUGCUGAGACCAUUGCGUGUGGACAUUGCCCGAGAGAAUGCAGCAUCUGUACUUUGUAUGAUAUUGUCAGGGAGAAGCAGAAACUCAAAUCAAAAGCUUAAAAACUAACGCUAAAUGGCAUUUAUUCUUCGAAACACAUGGCCUAAGAGGGCGUAACAGAACUAUACAUAUUAGGCUUCUUAAGGUUGUGUAUUCGUAAAAAUUGGUUGUUUCAUUAACUUUUGCCAAUGGGUGCUUCUAACUAUUAUUGUGCAAAAGGAAUUACCUUUGACUCACUUUUCAUUAGCACAAUUAUUAAUUUGAACUUUUCCUUUUAUAAGUGAAAAUAAUUCUCAGUGUUACAAAUAAUUUAGGUGAUUUUAUACAUUUUCAACCUGAGCUAAAAAUAAGGUUGAUUCAGGUCCUCCCACCCACUCCCUGUCAGGAAAUUGAGAUGGCUUCAGUCUGACAUUUGCAUGGGGCAAGUCGUUGAGGCGUUAGGCUUAUCAGACCACUGCAGAGCGAGCGUGCACGCAUGUGGGGCCGUGUGUGCGAGCGUUUGGGUCAGCGUGUCUGCAUGUUCCUUCUGCGAGAAAGGAGAAUGUCUUCACUGAAAUGUCUAAAGUGACGCUAAUGAGCCCCUUGCUGUUGUUAUCUUGAGCAUCCCCACUUAGCGCACUGGGGGACAUCCAAAAUCACAGAUAGAUGCUCUGUCAGGCUAAAUUGCUCUUCAUCCUCCGACACAGUCCCUCCCCAUCGGAGAUGCAGCCACCUGCCCCCUCCAAAAAA